This is a messenger RNA of Psylliodes chrysocephalus, 1336 nucleotides long. Lineage: Eukaryota; Metazoa; Arthropoda; Insecta; Coleoptera; Chrysomelidae. The record is from the annotation of a GenBank genome assembly.
UUAUUAAAUAAAUGUUUGUAAACGUACUACCCUAUAGUUAAGUGCAUAGUGAAUUCACGUAAGUGUUUGCAACACUUUUUAUCAUAAAUUAACAGUAUUAAGUUAUCUUCUUUGUUAAGAACUGCUCAGAGUGCUUAGUAUAAAAACUUUUGUUUUGCUUACUUACACAGAAAUCCUUGGUUCAUUCCACCGCGGUUUAAAUUUCGUGUUAAUUUUAUUUGAACUUUUAAUUAAACAUUUGUAUAAUAUUGCAAAUUUGAUAUAUAAAUUAGUGUUUAUACCUGGAAAAUGUCUGAAAAUGGUAAUGCACCAUCUGUAACCUGUGUGCGGUGUAAAAAAACUGUUACUACAGGCAUAAAAUGUAUAAAAUGUGGUACAUUAUCCCACAAUAGCUGUUUGAAAUCAUUAAAAACUGUUACAUUUUUGAGUGAUGGGUCAGUUAUAUGUUGCUCAGACCCUGAUAACAGUAAUAAUUUAUCAGAAGUUCCUAAGGUUCAAUCAAAAGUCCAGGAAAUUAUUGAAAGUCGUGAUAAUUCGGUUGAUAAAAUCACAAUUAAAUAUCUCGAAGAAUUAAUGAAACAAAAAGACAUCACUAUAAAAAAUCAAGAAGUUGCUAUUACUGCCUUAAAUGAACAAAUUAUUCUUCUAAAGAAAUUUAACGCGAUGAGCUCAAGUGAUAGUAAGAACACAUGUCAACCACUAUCUAUUGGUAAUGCAGAAGUCUGGAAUACUACUCAACGAAGAGAUAGAGCACCUACCAAAAAUAAUAGCAGCGAGAAUAGUGAUGGUAACAGCAAGUUAACAUCUGCAGCAAUCCAAACUGCUGUAUAUAAUGCUGAAGCCACAUCUUUAUGUAACGACAUUAUUAAUCUUAAUCAGCGUACAUCGACAACGAAUUCGUUUAACAGAAAUAACACUAUAAAGAGAACCAAACCCAGAAAUUUACUUGUUGGUACAAGCGAUGACCAUACUUUGAAGGCAGCUACUUAUGAAGUUAUGACCUUUUUCCACUCAACAAACUGGAAUCCAGACACAACUAUAGAUGAGGUAAAGAGCCACCUUAAAAAAAUUGAUUCAAAAAUUGAAGUCAAACAGUUAAACUCUAGAUUUCCUGCAAAAUACGCCUCAUUUAAAGUGAGUGUUCCGAAAGUGUCAGCGUCAACAUUCCUACGUCCAGAAGUUUGGCCAAAAGGGGUUUAUUUAAACGAGUUUUUUCGUUCAGAAGGAAGAACAACAGAACCUAGGGAUUACCCAACAGAAGAAAAAAACAACUAAAAGUUUAUCAAUAGUACACACCAAUGUUCGGAGCUUACUAAAUAAAAUAGAUUGUCUAGAU